AUGUCUUCCAAGGUCAAAGAGGAGGAGGGCGCCACCCCGGGCGGCUCAGGCAACGCCAAAUUUGGCUAUCGAAGGGCCAAGCCGCGAGCUUCCAGGGCUUGUGAGGUAUGCCAUGCCCGAAAAGUCCGAUGUGACGUUACAGAACGAAUGCCGUGUACCAAUUGUCAAGCAUUUGGAUGCGAGUGCAAGAUACCCGAAGUGAAGCGGAAAAAGAACGACAAAAAGGCGGCGGCAGAAAAGGUGGCGGACAAGGGAACCAAGGACCGCAAACGACGCAAGACGGACGGCGGCGAGGAGUCCGACGAGGGCUCCGUGCCCCCCCAGGCGCCCUCCAACGCGUCUUCCUCCACAGCGUCGUCGCCCAACACGGCCCCCACUGCCCAGCAGCGGCUCAUGCACUUUCAGCAGGAGACCAAACAGCAACAGUACCAGCAACACGAGGGCGAGACGAAACCGGACGCCAACCCCAACCUCAGCGACUCGUCCAACACGUGGCUCAAAAUGCUCGACUCCAAGGUGGUUAAACAGAGUGGCCGGGUGGCGUUUCUGGGCUCCUCGUCCAACCUCAAUCUGUUGUUGGACGCUAACCCGGAUAAUGAAGCCUACCACUACCCCUUGCCAGCCGAAAUCACAGGUGGAAACCCCGUGUUCCAUGAACUGGAUCCCGAAGAGAUUGAGAUUCUCAAACUGAGAGGAGCCUUCCUGUUACCUCCCCGAGAACUGUGUGACGACAUUGUGGAGAGCUAUUUUGAAAAGAUCCACCCGGUCAUCCCAAUUGUCAACAGAACACAGUUCAUGCGCCGCUACAACGACCCCGUCAACACGCCGUCGCUGCUGUUGCUUCAGGCCGUUCUGCUGGCUGGUUCUCGAGUGUGCAGAAACCCGGCUCUACUGGACGCCAAUGGGUCGUCAGACCAGGCGUCGCUCACCUUCUACAAGCGAGCCAAGGCACUGUACGACUCCAACUACGAAAAUGAUCGUAUUUCAAUUGUGCAGUCGCUGGCCCUCAUGGGCUGGUGGUGGGAGGGUCCCGAAGACGUGACCAAAAACGUCUUCUACUGGUCGCGUGUGGGUCUGUGUGUGGCGCAAGGAUUCGGUCUGCAUCGAUCUGUGGAAAACUCGUCGCUGUCGGUGGCCGAAAAGCGAAUGUGGAAGCGGGUGUGGUGGGUCAUCUUUUUCCGAGACCGAGCCAUCGCCGUAUCUUUGGGGCGACCUGUUAUGAUCAACCUGGAAGACUCGGAUGUGCCAAUGCUCACCGAAGACGAUUUCAUUGAGGACGAGCCUGACUACCCGUCUCCCUACCCCGUCAACAGACUCCACUCGCUCUAUUUUAUUCACGCCGUCAAGCUGUCUGAAAUCAUGGGGCUUGUUCUGCGACAACAAUUCAGUGUGGGUGCCGAGCACUCGCACCGACUAAACCGAAUUCCCGUCGUCUCGCACUGCGACAUGGCCAUGGGCUCGUGGAUGAACAACCUGCCGCCGGAGCUCAAGUACUCCGUCAAGGAUAUGGGCUCUCACAACUUCUACAAGGCCCUGCUCCACUCACAAUACUACACGAUUCUGUGUCUUGUGCACCGAAGCAACAUUCUGCAACGGCGAACGUCAGAGGCUAACGAGAGCGCAUACCCUUCGUGGGGUAUCGCGUUCCAGGCCGCUCACAUGAUUGCCAAAAUCAUGGAGAACAUGUUAGCGUAUAACGAGCUGCGUGACACCCCGGCGUUCAUGGUGUACACGCUCUUUUCGGCCAUGAUCAUGCUUGUGUACCAGACCGAGUCCAAGUCGCCGUCGGUGGUUGAGUCUGCCAACCGGUCGCUGGACGUGUGUAUGAAGGCCCUGGAGGAAUGCGGCAAGACGUGGGUGGUGGCACGAAUGGUGCUCAAGCUUUUCAAGCACAUGAACGAGUCGCAGCCCAUUCGAAAUCACAUGGCCAAGACCAUCCGACGUCAUGCUAGAGGCGUCAGCAAACCCGACGCAGCAAAGCAGCAGCAAAUGCCUCAAGCUCAGCACCAGGCUUCACAACCACCACAUGGCGCCCAACAGCACCAUGCCCAACAGCAACGACAUGCCCAGCAACAACAACAACAGCAGCAGCAUGCUCGACAGCAACAGCAGCAGCAGCAGCAACAACAACAGCAACACACACAACAGCAACAACAGACGCAUCAGCCACAGCCAGAACGCAAGUUCAACAAUCAUGCGUUUGACCAGCAGCAGCAAUCGCAGCAGGAAGGAGAGGAGUACCUGGGCGAUAGACAGCCUCCUACAAAUCCCGGCACCCCUUUCAACGGCACGCUGCCAUCCAAGCCCGGCACCCCGCAUCCGGACUUUUACUUUGUCACUAACACCCCGCCGGCUUCGAACACCUUCUUUGAGUCGUUCCAGCCCAUGCAGCUUUUCCCCGACGUGACUGGCGAUAUGUCUAACCUGCAGUCGCAGCUCCAGGAGCCCGCCACCAGCGCGCUUCCUCCGGACAUGUUUGCCCACGCCGACGGAGCCAGCCACACCGAAGGCGGCACCUACAAGUCGUCGCCCGAGGACGAGCCCACCGCGGCCAGUGGAUUUGGAUACGCCCCUCAAUCGCUCAAUAUUGGCGACUGGUACCAAUAUCUGAUGAUGAACGGUGAAGGGGGUGCUGCUGCUGGCGCUGCUGCUGGCACUGCUGCAGGCGCCCCUGGUUCUGUUCCUCCAGGUGCUCCUGCUGAGGCUCAUCCUGAAGCUGCCACUUCCAACUCUUGGAAUGAGUCUCACUAA
Yarrowia lipolytica CLIB122 is the source of this 2751-nucleotide messenger RNA. RefSeq lists its product as uncharacterized. NCBI's taxonomy places the organism in Eukaryota, Fungi, Ascomycota, Dipodascomycetes, Dipodascales. The record is from RefSeq and is a predicted model, not a curated record. Gene Ontology annotation, biological process: regulation of DNA-templated transcription; DNA-templated transcription. Gene Ontology annotation, molecular function: zinc ion binding; DNA binding; DNA-binding transcription factor activity, RNA polymerase II-specific.